Populus trichocarpa (black cottonwood) is the source of this 518-nucleotide messenger RNA. RefSeq lists its product as uncharacterized. The coding region runs from base 49 to 384 and encodes 111 amino acids. The record is from RefSeq and is a predicted model, not a curated record. NCBI's taxonomy places the organism in Eukaryota, Viridiplantae, Streptophyta, Magnoliopsida, Malpighiales, Salicaceae. The transcript has 2 exons.
UAAAAUGCAAGGAGGGAAAGAGCAACUUACCUGGCGCUGCACUUGAAGAUGAGGAUGACGGUGCUGGUGACUGCUGCUCUCGUUCGACUGCUCUCCCUUCUCUCCCCGCUGUGCCCCCCUGUCCUCUCCUCCUUUGAUUUCUCAGUUUCUGAGAUGAACGAGCUGAGAAAGUAUUGGGACUGUUAUCUUCUACGAACGAGAUUACAGGCGAGAGACGUGGUCCACGAUUGGAUCGAACCCGUUGCAGAUUUUCAGCCAGUUGAAUCGGGAUGGAGAAGACGAACACGGCUGUUCCACCAGCAACGACGGCGUUUCGGCAGCAAGGGAUUCCACCAGCAACGGCAACGUUUCAGCAGCAAUGGACAUUUUCUUUUUGACCCCUGAACUUUGGAAAUUCGGCAAUUGGACCCGUAAUCAAUUAAAAAUUUCUUUUAAUUUUGCCCCUUUUGGAUUAAUUUCAAUUAAAUCCCUAAAUUGGUACACCGUUUACAAAAAAGUCCUUAAUUCCUGGAUUGUUC